CAAGGUGCUGGUUUAUUAGCUGUAGUAAUCCCCAAAGCACUAUUUUGUACACAAUCCUUUCUAAUAUUCACAUGAUUCCUCCUUUAGAGGUUUUUCCUGAACAAAGAUAUCCGGAGAAUACAGCAAUUUCUGGAAAUAUUCAUUACAAAUUCCACAGACAGAAAAGCUUUUAAAAAAAAAAACCUCCAACUUUAGAUGGCGCUGUUGAGUGCUCUGUGGUUCUCGGUUCUGCUGCUGCAACACUUCGAGCUCCGUCUGAGUGCUGGAGCUGAGACUCUCAGCUGUCCUGCACCGGCUGGAGUCCCGGGUUCUCCUGGACACAAUGGCCUUCCUGGACGAGACGGAAGAGACGGACAUCCUGGACCUAAAGGAGACAAGGGAGAGUUGGGUCUGAGUGUGCAGGGACCUCCAGGUAAAAUAGGACCAGAAGGUCCAACAGGUCCAGCAGGACCUAAGGGACAGAAAGGAGAUCCAGGCAAUUUGCUGAACCCAUCAUCUCUACCGACAGAACUCGAACAGAUUAAAUACCUGGUUAAUCUGAUACUGCAAGAGCAACCCAAAGUGGCAUUCUGGGCCACACUCUCCUCCCGUGCAGAUCCUUACAGAGACAUCGGACCAUUUAAGGAUCGUCAGACUCUGGUGUACAAAAGUGCUUUGACCAACAUCGGUAAUGCCUACGACACAAAUACAGGUAUCUUUACAGCACCAGUUAGAGGAGUGUACUACUUCAAUGUUGUGCUCUUCAACGCAAACCCUCCCUCAACUGGUGUGGAAAUAAUGAAGAAUGGAGUGCUUUUGGCUGCAGUGACCGAUAAUACACCAGGACACGACUCUGAGGACACGGCAAGUAACUCGGUCACUCUGCUGCUCGAGAAAGGAGACCAGAUUUACAACGAGCUCCUGGUGAACCGGAAAGUUUACACGGAUUCUGCGGGACGUAAUUCGUUCAGUGGCCAUCUUCUGUACGCAAUGACCAACAUUGAAUAAACAUGGAUACUACACACUGAUCUGGAGAUGUUACUAAUGUUGUCUUGAUAUCGAUAAAGUGGCACAAUACUGCUGCUGAUUGUAUCCAUAAGUAUCAAAUCAUGAUUAAAUGAUUAUAAGUUUAUAAUAAUUGAAAAGUCAAAAUAAUGGCAAAUUAAAAAAGCAUGCAUGAAAA
This is a messenger RNA of Ictalurus punctatus (channel catfish), 1162 nucleotides long. RefSeq names its product adiponectin. Gene Ontology annotation, molecular function: protein binding. Lineage: Eukaryota; Metazoa; Chordata; Actinopteri; Siluriformes; Ictaluridae. The transcript has 6 exons. Bases 196 to 987 code for a protein of 263 amino acids. The record is from RefSeq and is a predicted model, not a curated record.